AAGUCUCCUCCACAGCUCGCAUCUUUUUCCUUGUCAUUACGUAGUAGAAACGCAUCCACUGUUCCGCCUCCGCUGAGGGAUGUUUGCAAACGGAUUCACAUUCGACCUAAGAGGAUAAUUUACGACUUUAAACUAACGGUGAAAGUAAAUAAUGGCUCCUCAACCCGGGAUCCGAUCAAGACAGACGGAAAAAACAAUAAACGGAAUCCCAACUCAAGUUGUCUGCACGGAAUUCAGCAACUACAUUUUUGUAGUUUUGACACAGUAUGGUAAAAUUGGGACACUUGUAUCCAUAACACCUGACACGAGGUCUGGUGAUAUCAGCCUACCCAUGUUCACCACCAGAGUACUGCUGGGAAAGGAUGAGCCUCUUACACACGUCUACGCCAAGAAUGUUGCAGCGUUCGUCUCACAGGAAUCAGGCAACCGACCGGUCCUGUUGGGCCUUUCACUUAAAGAUAACAGUGCUGAAACUGUGAAAACUGUUAAAGAUAUGAUCAAAGCCUGCCAAGUUUGGUAAACAGGAGGUCAAACGCACUAUUUCUGGAUGAGGACAAAUUAUGUGUCUGUGAGAAUUGUACAACGUAAAUCUUGAGUUGUCUUUUACGAAUGUCGACGUACCCAAGACACUUGUGCUGAGAAAUAUCCUGAGCACUAUUGCACACUGCUUGAAAUUUAAUGUUAAAAUUAAGGGUACUGUUGAAGGUCGCUUCUUUUUGCCUCUGUAUAAUGAAUGUCUUUCAGAUGCCCUAAGAUUAAAGUUAUAUUUUCUUACCUUCAA
This is a messenger RNA of Labeo rohita (rohu), 781 nucleotides long. It is a transcript of the gene psmg3, whose product is annotated as proteasome (prosome, macropain) assembly chaperone 3. The record is from RefSeq and is a predicted model, not a curated record. The coding region runs from base 152 to 520 and encodes 122 amino acids. NCBI's taxonomy places the organism in Eukaryota, Metazoa, Chordata, Actinopteri, Cypriniformes, Cyprinidae. Gene Ontology annotation, biological process: proteasome assembly. The transcript is spliced from 3 exons.